AUGUCUGAUUUCGGCGAUGAUGACCUAACCCCUUGUGCACACAGCGAUGAGCCCGUGUUGGAAGAGGAUGAGGUGACCGAAUUCUACGAGCCCGAAGUCGCCGAUGACGAAGAUGGCGAGCAUGCGCACGGCGACGACCAGGACAACGUUGUCAUUUCUGGGGAUCCCUCUGCGGCUGCGAACGCCUCCAAAGACAAGUCCGUCAAGGACAAGAAGAUUCCCGACGACCAGCGCACGACAACACCAUACAUGACGAAAUACGAGAGAGCUCGUAUUCUGGGCACGCGCGCCCUACAGAUCAGCAUGAACGCGCCGGUAUUGGUGGACCUCGAGGGUGAGACGGAUCCUUUACAGAUUGCGAUCAAGGAGCUACGCGAGAAGAAGAUCCCUCUCAUCGUCCGAAGAUAUAUGCCCGACGGAUAG
This is a messenger RNA of Trichoderma virens Gv29-8, 423 nucleotides long. RefSeq lists its product as uncharacterized. Gene Ontology annotation, cellular component: RNA polymerase I complex; RNA polymerase III complex; RNA polymerase II, core complex. The record is from RefSeq and is a predicted model, not a curated record. Bases 1 to 423 code for a protein of 140 amino acids. Gene Ontology annotation, molecular function: DNA binding; DNA-directed RNA polymerase activity. The transcript is spliced from 3 exons. Gene Ontology annotation, biological process: DNA-templated transcription. NCBI's taxonomy places the organism in Eukaryota, Fungi, Ascomycota, Sordariomycetes, Hypocreales, Hypocreaceae.